Messenger RNA from Pogonomyrmex barbatus (red harvester ant), 5868 nucleotides. RefSeq names its product Guanine nucleotide exchange factor in mesoderm (gene GEFmeso). Gene Ontology annotation, molecular function: guanyl-nucleotide exchange factor activity; small GTPase binding. The record is from RefSeq and is a predicted model, not a curated record. Lineage: Eukaryota; Metazoa; Arthropoda; Insecta; Hymenoptera; Formicidae.
CCGUGGCCGUCCAUCCGAGAGAGCUGGCACCGUUCCUAUCCUCGGCCGCCUCUCGCCGCCAGUGUCUACCUGUUGCUCGUGCGGCGAGGGCUGUUCGGUCCCGGUUCUACCUGGCGGCCCGAGUCUUCCCACGUCGCGCCUCUUCUCUCCUUUUUGUCUUAUCCCCGCAUGACGCGUCUUUUGAGCUGAAAAUCCGCUCGAGCUACAAGGAAACGAAACAAAAGGCAGCGACUCCCCGUGCUCCUCAUUUUUCUUAUCGCGCGUCUUGUCGUGCGGACGAGCGAUCCGAAUGCGCUCCCGUCGCCCCACCGUCGCGAGUGAUCUAAAUACCUUCGUUAUCACAUCGAUGCUUUUCUUACAAUGAGUCUUGAAGGUAGUUUGUGGGACUGACUCUACUCUUUGUACUUCCUGAGGUUGUUCAUAUAUAACCUUGUGCUGGAUUUAGUUGUGUGUUACGUUAUACGCGAGGGCGAUCGAAAUCCUCUCAAUGCUCCUUGCCUCGCGGAGCGUGAAAUCGGCAUUACUCACGGCGGUCUCGAGCGUGUCACGUGGACGUGACGGUACAAUCGUUACGAAGAAACGGAUUUUCUCGGAGAGCAAACCUUGCCUUGUGUGUUCCGGUUCAGGCGUGUCGCGCGACGAUUAACGGAAGUUCAUGCGAACAGGACGAUUGGCAAUUCGAGCGAUUCGCCUCGAGUGAUCGAUCGCGGAAACGAGCGAACGAAGUGGCGCGUGACAUAUCGGAUGGCGGAGUAUCAACAUUGACAACGUGGUUUCAUCCGAAAGUGAAACCGUACCAGUACGGAUCUGGUCUCGCAGUUGCUGGGUAUGUUUGACGAGCUGGCACGUCGCGGCGAUGGCUACGAAGGUGAUCGCAUGGUCUUGUCGUCCUCUUGCGGCAUACCCGCAGCCCUGCAGAAGCGUCUGAGCAUGGUACCGGUCGCACGUCGGGGUUCCCGGGUGCUUGGUGCUCAGUUUUGUACCAACGGCGACUUGGCCGAGUCCGUCCAGUGCCUGGAGUUGAAGAGUAAGAAGCAGGAAGGCGAAUACGACGGGGGGGUUACGACCGAGAACGACACCGACCACGGUACCAUGACGGUCAUCCCGGUGGUCGCUUUAACGGGGGACGAGCAUAACGACGGGGAAACCGUCGUUGAGAAGCCAACAUACGAAAGGCGGGAGACCAACGGUCUGAGUACUCCACUUAGGUACAACAGACGUCGCAGGAACGGCGGUAGACCGCUCUCCGGAAGUUCCAUCGCGUCCAGCACGUCUUCCAGUAGCUGCAGCAAUCAGGGUAAUACCUGCCCCGCCAAUCCCUACCUGGCAUCCGUCGAGUCCCUCGCCGACACCUGUACCAGCUCUCAGGGUUCCGCGGACAGCGGAGUCGUGACGAUUUCGGAGGCUAGCUGUCGGAUUCUUAACGACGACAACGGACAACGCCGGAGGGACAGCGCCGAGGAGGAGGAUCCCUUGUGCCAUAGGCAGCGCUAUUGCGAUCCGCAGCGCAAUCCCGUGGAGAGGGUGCUUCUCGAGAUCGUGGACACGGAGGCGAUAUACGUCGAGCAUCUGCGCCAGGUUAUUCAGGGAUACCUCAUCUUCUGGAGGGACGAUCCACCGUCGUUCGCGCGUCAGUUGCAGCUCGGUGAUCUGUUUAGCAAUAUCGAGGAUAUCUUCGAGUUUAAUAGGGAAUUUUUGUGGGAGAUAAAGAAAUGCGGCUUGAAUCCCGUUCACGUUGCGAACACGUUCAUCAAGCAUAACUCGGGAUUCAAGGUUUAUACCGAGUACUGUACCAAUUAUCCAAAGACAGUCUCGGUACUGACAGACUUAAUGGGCCAGGAGGAGACCGCGUCCGCUUUUCGCGAACGGCAAGCAGCUCUGGGACACGCGCUGCCCCUCGGAUCCUUCCUUCUAAAGCCCGUCCAAAGGAUCCUGAAAUAUCACCUGCUUCUACAGAAUUUGUCGAAGGAGUAUGGCGCCGAUUGUGAUUCGAGAGAGAAUGAGGCUGAAGGUAGGAGUGCCAUCGAGGCUGCACUUGUCGCGAUGACCGGCAUUGCAAAGCACAUUAACGCCAUGAAGAAGCGACACGAGCACGCUGUACGCGUUCAAGAAAUUCAAUCGCUUCUAUACGGUUGGUCGGGACCAGAUCUAACUACGAGCGGCGAAUUGAUCGCGGAAGGUCGAUUCAGGAUGCGCGGGGCCAAGGCCCCGAGGCAUGCCUUUCUAUUCGAUCGAAUGCUUCUUUUGACGAAGAAGAAAGAGGAUGGCCUUCUCGUCUACAAAACUCAUAUUAUGUGUUCAAAUCUAAUGCUAAUCGAAAGUAUCCCCGGGGAACCACUUAGCUUUCACGUGAUACCCUUUAAUAAUCCUCGGUUGCAGUACACAUUUCAAGCACGCAAUCUAGAACAGAAAAGGGAAUGGACUUUGCAGAUAAAGAACGUGAUAUUAGAAAAUUUUGACGCAGUUAUACCAUCGCAUGCGAGACAAUUAGUGUUACAAUUGGGUCAGACGCAACAGGAAGCAGAUGACGCGUUGGCGGAUAAAGGAUCCGCGAAGAAACAUUCUGCCCCUCCGGAGUACCUGGAGAAACGCAAGCAAGAGAAAGAGAGACGUAAAUCUGAAACUAAUUUGAGGCAAAAGCUUAAAAAAAGCGCUAAGAAAUUCGAUACUACGAUGGAGGGUUCACCCGCGUCAUCACGUAGAAAUGACAAUGAAGACAUCGUCAACGAUUCGAGGGAGAUGACUCUUAACAGAUCUUCGGAUAUACGCUCUUCGAAAGUUAAGGAUCGCUUCAGCGGUUGGAGACGAAAGUCCGAGCCCGGUUUCCAAUCAUACGUGUGCCUCAAUCACUCAGACGAGGAGCAGAAGGAAGAUAUCGCCGGCGAUGCUCAAUCUACUACAAUCGAGACCGAAGAAGCAGCCGAGAUUCAUACCGAGGAGAAGAAUCAGACGGCAAUAUUAAAUUCCUCGCCAAUGGCCGAAGCCAAAGAUAUUAGUAACGAACAAAACACUAAUUCGGCGCAAACGGUGGAAGAGAUUGUCGGUCAUAUUCUUAUGGAGAAUCAAGAGUUUCAAAAGUUGCUGGAAAAACAGCGGAUCAGCAGCACUAUUAAUGUGCGACAGCAACGCUUCAACAAGCGUAUCUCGGCGGAUACGUCGGACGAAAGCGACUCGGAGAACGCUAAUUACAUCACCAGCUCGAACUGUCUUAAUAAUAACAAUAAUAAUAAUAGAUCGGGCCGUACUCGGGCGACGCAUCGGGAGCAGCGAUUAAUUAGAACAAACAAUGCGUGGAAUAUAUUGUCCUCGGCUCCAGCGCGGGAAAACCAACAGCCGCUGCAACUCUUCUACGACAACUUAAAGACCACUCAGAAGGAAACGAUCAUGCAUAACGAUAAGUUGAACCACGCGCAGGAGAAGCGGGCGCUCUUUGACGCGUUCAAACGACAAAGCGUCAUUACCGAAAGUAAAGUUAUCAAGACGGCGCUGCGUAUCCGUGAGAAUCCUACGUCGCUGGGCAACGAAGAGAUCGUCGUACCGUCUCCGACAACGUGCGUGUCGAAUCAUCGGACAAUAGAACGAAAAGAGAUCAAUUCCAUCGUUGAUUCAUCAACGGCGGAACGAAUCGGAAACGAUAGAACGAUGGAACGACAUGACGACGAGAAAAGCGAUGCGACAGAUGCCGAGUCCAAGGACUUCGGCAACUAUGACAAUCUGCAGCACGUUUGGGAAGGUCUGCAGACGGGCAGCGUUGACGGCAACGACAGUCCGACUCGACCCGCCGUUUGGCUCACCAAACUGUGUGAAGGUUUGCCGACUUCUCCACUUAAAUGUGGCUCGCUACCGCGUAGCUUCCAAAUAAGUCCAAAUUCUCAAGCGACGAGUGUGACGAAGUCGCGCUUCCUGCAGCGAGAUGGUAAACCGAUGAGCGAACGGCCGUUCACAAUUGCUUCUGACAAGCCGGCGGAAAUCAAUCUAGAAGACAUGGAGAGAUACGUGUCUACAUGUCAGCCGGAAGGCAGAAUCGCCAAAUUCCCCAUGCCCGUUACCUCGACGAGCUCGUCAACCUUCUUCUGCUCGCUAGAAGAUACGCGAUUGACCGAUGACGCUUAUUCUGACAUACGAAUGUCGACCACCGAUAGUGCAAACAUUCAUCCGGAUCACAAAAUCUAUCGGGCGAAAGGUAACGGUAGCAGCAACGGCAGUACAAUUUUCCGGACUGUCUUCAAAGCGGGCAGUCGUUUGCAGGGUCGUUUAAGAAAUACUAUGAGUACAGAAACGCUUGAAUGUAGCGACGAAGUCGAGCGGACGCGCUAUUUCCGCUCGUUGAGCGGAGGCAAAUAUCCGAAGAGGCGAACCAAGCAGUUAAAGCAACAUGCGAGGGAGCCAUCUUCGGACGUAGAAGAAAUAAUUAGUUGCCCGAAUGAUCAGCGAGUUCCCCCCCAGCUCUACUACAAACAGGGCAGUUCAAGUCUGGGUGCCAGAAUCGCCCAGUCUGAUUACGCCGAUCCGACGAUCCUUUUCGCCGAGAAUAAACGCGCUCAGUCCUCCUCCGUCGGCGUUAAUCACUCCAAGAAGAUUACCGAAUCGGAGAGGAGAGAUGAUCACAUGGAAGAGGAAAUAAACGAUAGCAAGGAUGCGGAGCGUCACGAAAGCGAGACGGAUAGUUUCUAUGAGAGGAGUUUCGAGACCAUUGAGAAUUACGCGGAUGGUGACGUGGAUGAGGCGUUCCGGGACAGUGCAAUAUUCAGCGACGUCGACGAAGUAUUUGUGAUGCGGCAACCAAUAGUGACGACGGCAACGACGGCGGUAAUAACGACGACGACGACGACGACGAUGACGACGACGACGACGACGACGUCGACGACGACGAGGAUGACAACAGCAACAUCGAUGACAAUAACGAAAGCGAAAAUCGCGCCGCCGGUACCCGCCAAGAAAAAGCAACUGAUAUUAGCGAGAUGUAAGCCGAGCGUAGCGCAGAAGCCGGAUUAUUUGAAAUUGAAAUCGCUGUUGGCGAGAAAUCAUGCCGCCGGCGAUUCGGAAGCCAGGAUUACCGCAAGAUUGGUGAACGUUCCUCAUCAGCUGGCUUCACCGAAUGGUUAUAAUCGGAAUAUCGAGGACAGAGAUGAUAUCUCCGUGGGUCAGAGUCAAACUGGUUGGGUGCGGAAAGUAGUAGGUCAAUUGCAAGGUCAUGUCGAAACGUGAUCCAUACUAGACUCGCCUACGGGUGGACCGCUCACGAAAGUCAAGAAAAAUUUCGAGUCAACGUAAAUAAUAUGAAUAGAAGUGAGGCGAGUAAUCUUGUCAAAAGAAAAAUGAAAUGUGUUUUAGAUAAAUGUGUUUUGAUUACUAAUUUUAUAAAAAAAAAAAUGAUGAAUCUGGCUUCUAUUCUUACAUAUAUUGCUAAGAAAUUUUACAACAAUUAAAGAUAAAAACACAAUUUGAUAAAGAAUGAAUAAUUAUGAAUGCAAUUUUAAAAAAAAAAUAUUUUCAUUGUAAUUUUAACAUUUGGAUAUCUUUUGCAUUGAUGAUAAAAUCGUUUGUUUCACUUUUCCGUAUAAUCAUUGUGCCGUGAGGUUGAGGAACUAAUUGGAGUUCUAUUUUUAACUUUUUUUCACAUGUGCCUGAAGAACGAUAUCGAUAUAACGUGAUACCAUUACUUAUAAAUUCAUAUUUUAAUUCAUGAUUGAUAUUUGCGCAAGUAAAGACGGCGCAUUCACGUUCGUGUUAUAGCAACGUAAAAAAUUAAUAUUCAUCUAUAGACUGUUGUAUGUUAAGUAUUGUUUGAUAUUAUCUAUGUUAUAUAGAGAAAGAAUGCAUACAGAGAAAGAACGAUUUUUAAUUAAACGAAACAUUUAAACCAUA